AUGCCUUCGGAACAAGGUCACAGGCUCUAUGUCAAGGGACGCCACCUGAGCUACCAGCGUGGAAAGCGCAACACCAACCCCAACACGAGUCUGAUCAAGAUUGAGGGUGUUGACGACGUCAGCGCUGCCAACUUCUACCUUGGCAAGAAGGUCGCUUUCGUUUACCGCGCGAAGAGGGAGGUCCAGGGCUCCAAGAUCCGCGUUAUCUGGGGCAAAGUCACCCGACCACAUGGAAACUCCGGCGUCGUCCGCGCUCAGUUCCGACACAACCUCCCACCUCAGUCCUUCGGUGCCACCGUCCGUGUCAUGCUUUACCCAUCAAACAUCUAA
Talaromyces proteolyticus is the source of this 330-nucleotide messenger RNA. RefSeq names its product 60S ribosomal protein L35Ae. The transcript has 5 exons. NCBI's taxonomy places the organism in Eukaryota, Fungi, Ascomycota, Eurotiomycetes, Eurotiales, Trichocomaceae. The coding region runs from base 1 to 330 and encodes 109 amino acids. The record is from RefSeq and is a predicted model, not a curated record. Gene Ontology annotation, cellular component: cytosolic large ribosomal subunit; ribosome. Gene Ontology annotation, molecular function: structural constituent of ribosome. Gene Ontology annotation, biological process: cytoplasmic translation; ribosomal large subunit biogenesis.